Molecule: messenger RNA, 828 nt
Organism: Penicillium olsonii
Lineage: Eukaryota; Fungi; Ascomycota; Eurotiomycetes; Eurotiales; Aspergillaceae
Source: the annotation of a GenBank genome assembly
AUGUCGAUGACGUUUGAUGAGUGUCUCGCCCCGCGGGACUUGCGAAUGAUGCCCAAGCUAGCAGACCACGUUAUGGACCAGCUCCAACUCUCGGGGAGGCUAUACGUGAUCACUGGAGCCAGCGGGGGGAUCGGACGCGCUGUUGCGGAGGGGUUAGCCGAAGGAGGGGCCAACGUGGUGAACGCGUCUCGUUCGGUGGGCCCGCAGUGGAACGAAUGGGCCGCGAAACUGGCCGAGCGAUGUCAAGUCACGGUGGUCAACUCCCAGUGCGAUGUGACUGAUAUGACUCAGAUACAGGUCUUAUUGACUGGAAUACGCCAACGGUUUGGCCGGAUCGAUGGGUUUGUGGCAAAUGCCGGAGUUGCCAUCCCAAAACCCAUCAUGGAACAAACGCUUGACGAGUACCACACACAGAUGAAUGUGAAUGUUCACGGAGUUUUCUAUUGCGCCAAAUCAAUUGGGCCUAUUUUCAAAGAACAGGGAUUUGGCAAUUUUAUCAUCACCGGGAGUAUCAGCGGGCGCGUAGUGACCGUGCCAGUGGACCAUACUACAUACAACACGACGAAGGCUGCUGUCAUACACCUUGGACGGAGCCUCGCUCGCGAGUGGCGAGGUUUUGCCCGAGUCAAUAUUGUGUCCCCCGGUUACAUAAAUACGGCGAUGAGCAGCUGCCCGGCAUCCAUUCAUGAAGCGUGUCGAAUGGCGGCCAUGGGACGACAAGGGGAUGUGAAGGAACUCAAAGGGGUCUUCACAUUUUUGGCUAGUGACGCGAGUUCUUUCGUUACAGGUGCUGAAUUCACCGUUGACGGUGGCUAUACUUUAACUUGA